This is a messenger RNA of Oncorhynchus nerka (sockeye salmon), 2666 nucleotides long. RefSeq lists its product as uncharacterized. The transcript is spliced from 6 exons. Gene Ontology annotation, molecular function: coenzyme A diphosphatase activity. The record is from RefSeq and is a predicted model, not a curated record. NCBI's taxonomy places the organism in Eukaryota, Metazoa, Chordata, Actinopteri, Salmoniformes, Salmonidae. Bases 511 to 1839 code for a protein of 442 amino acids.
UCGUACUAGUUGCAUGCGAAAACUUGCUAGCAAAAUGUAUGACAGCUUGGGUACAUUGCCUCACUAGCUAAAACAACGGCAACGUUAGUUAUAGACAGCUAGACCCGAAUUGGAUUUGUUUGACAACUUUGAUAAUAGCUAACGUUGCCUUUAAACCAUUUUUAAAGUAGCUGACUUAAGAAACGUAACUAGCUAACUAACGUAACCUUGAAUAGCGUUGGUUAUAAAACUAACGUUAGCUAGCCAUUUGCCAGAUUGCGUUUGCAUUGUGCUAGUAGCUAACAUUAGCAGACAGCAACUUGAACCUUCAGCGUUGUUGCACAAUGUUAGCUACAGAAUGUGAAAUCUUAAAUGACCUAUGUUACGCCUUUUUUUUUCUUUUUUUUGUAUUGCAGUAGUCUUGAAUAACUGUUCUCAAACCUCACCUCGGGGACCACCAGACGUGUCACAAUUAUAUUGUAGCCCCGAAGUAACGUUAGCACACCUGAUUCCCUUAAGUUAAUUAAGGUUAUGAUUAAUUGGCAACUUGAAUCAGGUGUGCUAGCACUGGAAAUUCACGAGGAGCGGUUUGAGAACCACUGCUGCAGUGAAGAAAUGUUCAGGAGUCCACAGAUUCUGGCCUUGACAUGCCCUGUCAGGACCCACAGACCCCUGCAGCUGUCUGGCAGAGACCCCAACGUUCCUGCCCUACCUGAGCACCCCUGUCAGAGGUGGGCUGGACCCAAAACAGGGAGAAGUCUCUGUCAGGGGGAUGGAGGGGAGGAGGCAGUAUCCCUCUCUUCAGCCAUUUCUUCACAACUUGUUAGCAGAGGCACCUCCUGUUGUGGGAGUUGUCUCCUAAAUGCUGCACCUCAACACCCCUUACAAAAAGCCACCCCUCCCAACAGUCCUCAAUUGUCUCAGGACUCUAGCUUUGUUUCUUUGAACCGUACACCACGACUGCCGGUGCUUGUAGCAUGUGACCCUUGGAAAACCACUUUAUUGGAACAUUUGGGCAAUUCUAAAGUCCCUGAAUGUUUUAGUGACCUCAAGUGCCUUCUACAAAGGAGGCAAACUGACAAUGGUAGCCAAUGUUUAUCUGCUGAGGAGAAGGUGAACGUCACAUUCAGUGUUAAAAGUAAUAGUUACAGUCCUGUUCAAAGUGGCAAGGACAUUUUUCACAGACUGCUUGCGUCCACACCCAAACUGUGGACUGUGGAUCCCCAGAGAAGCCUUUCACUCCAGAGCCGCGGCCUGCACCAGGCAACUGCCUCCUGCCCAGUGGGUGCUCUGAGGGAGUGCCUUUCAUUGGUGAACGAGGCGCGUUGCCGUCAGAGCCUGCGGCCUAACGUGGCUCUUUAUGAGAAGGACAUCUGGGGGAAGAGGGGGUCCAGUGAGGCCCAGGGGAAGUGGGCAUCCGUGCUGGUCUCUCUUUGCUCCGUGGAGGGAGAGCCCGCCUUCCUCUUCACCCUCAGAUCCACAGCACUGAAGGGCAGACACAAGGGUGAUGUCAGUUUUGCAGGGGGCAAGCGUGACCCCUCGGACAAGGACGUUGUGGACACCGCCCUGCGAGAAGCUGGUGAGGAACUGGGCAUCACUGUGGCAACAAACCAAGUUUGGGGCGUGCUGAAACCACUCAGGGAUAUGUCUGGAAUGAUGAUAGCCCCUGUACUGGCCAACCUCGGGCCCCUGGAGGCGCUGUCGUUCAAGCCAAAUCCUGCCGAGGUAGAAGAGAUCUUCACCCUGUCGGUCUCCCACGUAUGCAGCCCACAGAAUCGGGGAUACACCAACUUCCGUACCGCACAUUCAGGGGGGCAAGUGCUAAGCUACAGAGGCAUCAGGGACUGGAGCACUCCAUAGGGUCUUGGGAGUCAGGCAGCAGGUGGCAGUUGAAGGGCCAACUGAAGGUGAAUACGUCCAGGGCCUGACUACACUGCUGCUCUGCCCAGGAGCACACUGACCGGCAGGGCUGCAGCACCCCACCCUGAGGGCUGCAGUGGGGCAUGAACAUCCCACACACCAGCCUGCGCAGAGGCUGGAAACACGCCAGCUCCGUCAGCACCUAGUAAUAACCACAGAGGAGAGUGGCUGUACGGUAUCUAGUUCCAUCAGAGUCAAACACUUAAGGGAGGUCCUGCACAUCCCGUUUAUGGUAUUCUUCAGUGUGUAGUUGAUUUAUCGUGGUAGAAACAAGUGUAAUGGCUGGGAUGGAGUGAAUGGUAUCAAACACAUGAAAACCAUUUGUUUGAUACCAUUCCAUUACGGACAGUAUUAUGAGUCGUCCUCCCCUCAGCAGCCUCUACCACUAUGCACUUAUAUUAUGUUACAAAUAAUGUUCAAGUUAACUGAAAACCCAUUAAAUAAAAUGUCAAUUUAAUGUGAAAUUGCUAUUGUUCGGUGUGGUUGUGUGUUGACAGGCCAGGUGUGCGGUCUCACCAUGUACUGGCGGAGCAGCGUGGCUGCCUCUCUCUGGUCAGCAAUGGACAGCCAGAUGUUAGGGAAGGAGGUGAGGUUGUAGCUCAGGCCCUGGCACAUUUCCACCUCGAUGGGCUCACAGGACGAGCCUGGGGGAGAGGCAUGGAGAGACGGAUCCAGAAAAGGCUACUAGUCUGUCAUAAUUGAGUCAUUCUACUGAAGGCUUAGCAGUUGUGUUACAAAUGUACAAAUAAACUCAGCAAAAAAAGAAA